AUCCAAAGAGAGGAGGGUGAUGUGGGAGAACCAAAUUUACCUUCUACAGUGAACUUUCUCUGGCAGCAGGAAGGGGUGGACACAGAGACAGAUGCCCACACACACUACUCCCCACCCAGCCACCACCUGGAGUUUCAUAGGCUGAGAUGGGCUGAAGGCAGCACACUGGGCCCAGAAGGGACCAGGGGACUGGGUCACUGCUCCUCUACCCUGGGAGGGGGCUGACUGGAUGCCCCGGGCCCAGGGCCAAGCUUCCUGGCUGCUGACUCAGGCCCCUUUGGCCAGCUCAGCAUUCCUGCCCUCCCCACUGAAUUGGGGCUAUUGAAGCUCUUUGUAGGGGGGUUAGGCCACUGGUCACGCCCCCAACCAGAGCCUUCGCUGGGCUGAGGCUCUGCUCUUGGGGGGGGGGCGCACAGGCCCUGAGGGGGUCAGUCUGACAGUGCUCUGGCCACCAGCUGCUACUCUGGGGGUGUCUGGGACCGAGGACAAUCCUGGGUAAGCUGGCUAGGCUGGCAUCAGAGAGGGGAGCCCAGGGAAAGGGAAUUGCCCUGACCCUUAGGACAGAAGACCCUGGGAUGGUGACCCUGCUCAUGACCCCCGGCUUGGGGAGGGGUCUGUCUCUUUGCAUAGGCCACAGUGUGUAGGUGGGGUGCUGCAGGGGCUCUGUGGGUUGUCCUGCCAGCCCCAUCAGACUGGAGCGUCCCUAAGGCAGAGUGGUUUCCCCAUCAGACUGAGGCCAUCACAGGGUAUAGGCUGGGUCUCCCCCAUAAGAUAGGGACAGGGGUGGUUUGAAGCGUUGCCUAUCAGACCCAGAGUUCCCCAUGCCCGGUCUUUGUCCUCCUUAGUGUUUAACUUGGGAAUCCUAUCUGGAGAACAGCCUCAGCCUGUGCUGGUGGGUCCCAGCAAAGCCAGGGACUAGCUGACCCCAGAAGAACCAACGCUUCUCUAGAUAAAGCGCCUCCACCCCGUCCCACCUCCUCCCCUCCUUUUUCCCCAAAGCCAGGAUCUUCCCCCCCAAGCCCUGGCUGCAUGGGCCUACACCUGUCAGAUGUGCUUUUUCAGGUAUGGGGGAGAGCCGGGAGCCAUGAAGCCAGUGAGGGCUGUCACUCUUUGGUGGGUGCUACUGCUGGUGUCCAGGCUGGGGGCCACCAGGAAGGAAUCCCUAGAAGAGGGCUCCUUCUACUAUGGAACCUUCCCACUUGGCUUCACCUGGGGCGUGGGCAGUUCCGCCUUCCAGACUGAGGGUGCCUGGGACCAGGACGGGAAAGGGCCCAGCAUCUGGGACACCUUCACGCACAGUAGGAAAGGGAAUGUGCUUGGGGAGGAGACUGCAGACGUGGCCUGUAACGGCUACUACAAGGUCCAGGAGGACGUCGCUCUGCUGAGGGAGCUGCACGUCAGCCACUACCGGUUCUCCCUGUCCUGGCCCCGGCUCCUGCCCACGGGUGUGCGAGCUGACGGGGUGAACAAGAAGGGAAUCCAAUUCUACAGUGACUUCAUUGACGCCCUUCUGAACAGCAACAUCACCCCCAUCGUGACCCUGCACCACUGGGAUCUCCCACAGCUGCUCCAGGUCAACUAUGGCGGGUGGCAGAACGUGAGCACAGCCAACUACUUCAGUGAUUACGCCAGCCUAUGCUUCGAGGCCUUUGGGGACCGGGUGAAGCACUGGGUCACUUUCAGUGACCCUCGGACAAUGGCAGAAAAAGGCUACGAGACGGGCCACCACGCACCUGGACUGAAGCUCCAUGGCACGGGCCUAUACAAGGCGGCACAUCACGUCAUUAAGGCCCAUGCCCAAGCCUGGCACUCCUACAACAACACAUGGCGCAGCAAGCAGCAAGGUCUGGUGGGGAUUUCAUUAAACUGCGACUGGGGGGAACCUGUGGACAUUAGUAACCCCAAGGACAUAGAGGCUGCCGAGAGAUACCUACAGUUCUGCCUGGGCUGGUUUGCCAACCCCAUUUACGCCGGUGACUACCCACAAGUCAUGAAGGACCAUAUCGGAAGAAAGAGUGCAGAGCAAGGCCUGGAUAUGUCGAGGUUACCGGUGUUCUCACUCCAGGAAAAGAGCUACAUUAAAGGCACAUCUGAUUUCUUGGGAUUAGGUCAUUUUACGACUCGGUACAUCACAGAAAGGAACUACCCCUCUCGCCAGGGGCCCAGCUACCAGAACGAUCGUGACCUAGUUGAACUGGUUGACCCAAACUGGCCUGAUCUGGGGUCUAAAUGGCUACAUUCCGUGCCAUGGGGAUUUAGGAGGCUUCUCAACUUUGCUCAGACUCAAUACGGCAAUCCACCCAUAUAUGUGACAGAAAAUGGAGCAUCUCAAAAACUACACUGUACCCAAUUAUGUGAUGAGUGGAGAAUUCAAUACCUUAAAGGAUACACAAAUGAAAUGCUAAAAGCUAUCAAAGAUGGUGCUAAUAUAAAAGGGUAUACUUCCUGGUCUCUGUUGGAUAAGUUUGAAUGGGAGAGAGGAUACUCAGAUAGAUAUGGAUUCUACUAUGUCGAUUUCAACAAGAAAAAUAGGCCGCGCUAUCCAAAGGCUUCAGUUGAAUAUUACAAGAAGAUUAUCACUGCCAAUGGGUUUCCCAAUCCUCAAGAGGUGGAAAGUUGGUACCUCAAAGCCUUGGAAACUUGCUCUAUCAACAACCAGAUGCUUGCUGCAGAGCCUUUUCUAAGUUACAUGCAGAUCAUGACGGAGAUCAUGGUACCUACAGUCUGCACCCUCUGUAUACUAAUCGCUGCAGUUCUCCUGAUGCUUCUGCUGAGGAGCCUGAGCUGAGACAGGGUCAUCCAUUUUGUAGCUGCAUCUUUCACAGAGAACCUUCAGGAUCUUCUUCAGGAUCUUCCUCCUUUUGCUCCUUCGAAGGUUUACAUACAUCUGUUUUCAGGUUCUGUGAUAAUUACCUUCCCACCACCUCUCUCUCUCUUUUUUUGGCUUGAGCUGGGAUUGAAGAAUUAGAAAAUAAAAAUACGCGUAAAUGAAAUAAAAAUCACCUGUAAUCUCACCCCUCUCAAAGUCAAUGUUAAUAUUUUGCUGUAUAUUAUGCAUUGAUUUUCAUUUUGCAAAAAGGGAUCACAGUGCACAAACUGUUUUGUAACUUAUCUCAUUUUAAAAUCUGUCUGGAAAUAUUAUUUUAAUGUAGAAAUGAUUGCCACAUUAGCACUGCCCUACACAUGACGGACAAAAUCAAUCCUUUAGAUAUAACAGUCCUUUCAGACUGUAAAUCCUAUUAGGCAACCAUGAAAAAGCAUUAGGUGGGUACCAAGUAAAUGAGCAUAUAUAUUUUUCUAAAAGAAAUUUUCUUAUGCUAAAUAUCCUUUACUCAAUGAAAUACCUCAAAGAAAUAUUAUAUAUUGAUUAUUUAAUUUAUAUAUCUUCUAUGUAACUAAAUAUUCUGUUUUUUCUAAGUCCAUUUUAUUCUUAACUAUGCUAAAAUGCUAAAAUUAAUAUCCAUGUAUUUGGGUACAAAACACGGCUUAAGAGAAAGAAUGAUGUUAGGCAUUUUAUCCAUUAUCUGAUUCUACUUAAUGUUGUUUGUGAAACACAAAAACAGUAAGAUCGUAGAAAAGGCUAUUCCAUUAAUUCUUUUGGUUAAUACUACCUCAAGUUAAACAUUUUAAAAAGGGUAUUUACAUCUGGGACUUAGUCCUACAAUUGGGCUGGUUACAACUGUUUUUAACAAAACUUUGCUUUCAAUGUCAAAUUGGCAUGCCCGUUUAAGGUUUUUCUCUUCCAUCAAUGGUUUUGAGACCAAACUCUCCUUCUACUAUAUAUACAGAUUUCAAAUGCAAAGACAUUACCACUCAAAAAUUUUUUUUUCCAUUUCUCCAGUUUUAGGAUUAAAUUGUCAGUUGACUACAGAAGGUAGAAAGGAAAUUAAAGAUUUGCACUGCUCAGUAACAGCUGGUAAGCCUUUUAUGUGAUUACUAAUAAUCCAUAUCCCAAAUGUACUAAAUCAGCAUUUAUGUUGUAGAAAGAAAAAAAGAAAAAAGUAAGGUAUUUAAGACAUUAUAAAGUAUUUGCAGAGAACAAAAA
This is a messenger RNA of Aethalodelphis obliquidens (Pacific white-sided dolphin), 4045 nucleotides long. RefSeq names its product lactase like (gene LCTL). The record is from RefSeq and is a predicted model, not a curated record. NCBI's taxonomy places the organism in Eukaryota, Metazoa, Chordata, Mammalia, Artiodactyla, Delphinidae. The coding region runs from base 1049 to 2788 and encodes 579 amino acids. Gene Ontology annotation, biological process: carbohydrate metabolic process. Gene Ontology annotation, molecular function: hydrolase activity, hydrolyzing O-glycosyl compounds. The transcript has 13 exons.